UCUCCGGCUGGGCCGCCUAGGCUACUCACUCUCUUUCAUUGUUCACGAUCCUGGCUCCAUUGCCUUUCUGUUUUUUCAUUUAGUCUCUCCUAGAGAGUACUGUUGCUUUAUUCAACUCGACUGUAUCGCUAGUCUUUCUCUGUUCUCUGCCUCAAGGUUGCUGAGGCAAUUCAGCCACAAAACCCGACAGCUCAGUCUUGAAACGGACAGCGUUCUGCUAUCAUGCGUGUAAAGCAGAUCUGGGCUUUCCUUCCCUUGCCGGCAAAGAUCAAACUCUUUUGGUCACGUAUCACCUCUUCUCGGACAACCACCUUCUAUUUCAUCUUCUCCGUGCUUCACUGCAUCGUCCAAGUUGUUUUCCAAGUCCAAGCCUUCUCGGUCAACUCCCAAGCCGCCAGCUUCCUUUGGAACAUCGUCCUUCAGGGCAAUGCCGUCGCCAAGGGCUUCACCGUCCUCGGCAAGGACCUCCGGGACUGCGCCAACGUGCCGAACACCUGGAGCACUGCCAGCUGCGAGGUUGUGUGGAACGGCACCGCGCUGAACGACAACUACGGUCAUAAGGCGCAAAGCUCUGCCGACCCCGUCGUACAGGCCAUCUCGACAAUCUUGUCGUCGUCUGCUGCCGCGAGCUCUACGGCCAGCUCUUCGGUGUUAGCGUCCGCGACGUCUUCCGUCGUGGCCCCAUCAUCUGCCGCCGUCACCUCAUCUGCCUCUUCUCCUAUUAUCACGGCAGUAGCUACCGAAGCCAUCAACUCCACGGCCACGUCAACUUCGGUUGCGAAAGGUACCAAGACGGUCACCGUGGUCGUAGCGGCAACCGCUGCCCCCGCCAAGACAGACGACGAGGAGGAUGACGACGAGGACGAGGACCAUCAGCACGACAAGCGCGAGGCCUCCUUGGGUAGGAUCACUGCUGUAGAGGGAAAUGGCACGACAACAGUCAACAUCACCGGUCUCGGAUAUACGAAUAACGAAGUCACUCUCGACCGGGCGUGCCUCAUUUCGCUCAACUGGCCUGUCACGAUCCUGCAAAACACCAAGCGUGAAGACGUCACCUUCAUCGCCUUCCAGUUCUGGGUGCUCGGCAUGUCCAUCGUUGCUAUACUGAACGAGUCCAUCCCCCACAUCGUCGCGUCCCUCCUCACGCACAUCGCUGCCACCGCAUGGGGCGGCUUCCAGAUCGAACACACGCGCAACUUCCGCGACCAGUUUAUGCGACUAACGGCAGAUGGUGCCUGCAAGCCAAUCCAUCUCCUUCCGACCUACUGGGAGGCGCGUGGUAAAGCCGAGAUCCCGAGCUUGGUGCUAAACGUCGUCGCUCUCGCGGUAUCCGUCCUCCUGUCGUGGCGCCUGAUCAAGUCGUUCGGAUGGCAGACCUUCAAGCGCGUCGGCGCCUCCCUCACCAUUAACCGCGUUUACAAAUGCGUGCUCUCGCUCUCGAUCGUCAUCCAGCUCUCCGUAUUCUUCGUCGUCGCCUCCUUGGCGCUUUGGAUCGAUCAGCUCCUGAACGGCGACAUCGCGAAGAUGGCGAGCACGAAGAUCCCGUACAAGGCUAUGAUCAUCCUCGUUGGAUGCUUGCUCUUGCCGUGGCUCAUGCUGGGAUGGUUCUCCGUGCGACGCGAGAUGCGGAUUCCCAUGCUCAUCUUCUUGGGCAUGUCGCUGCUCUACCUCGGAGGAUGGGGCGCGAUGUUCAAGUCGACCACGUUCCGCUGGACGUUCAAGGAGUGGCGCUUCUUCUCCAUCAUGGUCGCAGCAUCGGCUUUCUUGGUCCUUAUCAGCUUCGUUCUCGGCGUCAUCUGCCGCGUGAACUUCGGGAAGGGAUUGCCUCGUUAUCUGAACGCGCAGGAGCCCCUUCCUGGCGACGACUUCGCUACCGUCACGCCCGGCGACGUCGAGGCGGCCUACAACGAGAAGGAAGAGAAGGUCGAGUUCCCGUCGACGACCGGAGGUUCGCGCCCGAUCCCGACCUUCUCCGCCGCGUUCGGCGCCGGCGCCGAGGUCCCCCCGCCCAGCCAGAUGCAAUUCGCGCCCCGGCAUAUGGGCCCGCGCUUCAACAACCCGUCCGCGGAGCCGUUCGAUACGGCGUCGACCGUGGGGCGGUCGUCCGAGCCGUCGGAGUACGGGUCGAACGCGCCGCUGACCCGCCAGGUCAGCGUAUCGAGCGUCGGCAGCGAUCGGUCGACGAGGACGACCGACAGCCAGCGGUCGAUAGGGAGCAAACAACGAUGGGUGAUCGAGUAGGCAUGGGGAACGGUUGUCCGUGCGUGAUUUGACUACCACCGGGUGGUUUUUAUGCUGUAGAUAUUCUCAUUGGACAUCGGACGCAAAGCGCCCCCCUUUUGUAUACGUUAAAGCUAAUCCAAGGAUCUUCCUGGGUGGACUGUACUCUAUCUCUAUCAAUCAACGUGGCUUACUCCGGC
Molecule: messenger RNA, 2420 nt
Organism: Punctularia strigosozonata HHB-11173 SS5
Lineage: Eukaryota; Fungi; Basidiomycota; Agaricomycetes; Corticiales; Punctulariaceae
Exons: 7
Coding region: 223-2241 (672 amino acids)
Cellular component (GO): Golgi apparatus
Source: RefSeq, a predicted model, not a curated record